Ambispora gerdemannii is the source of this 526-nucleotide messenger RNA. The record is from the annotation of a GenBank genome assembly. Lineage: Eukaryota; Fungi; Glomeromycota; Glomeromycetes; Archaeosporales; Ambisporaceae.
AUGAAUAUCCCAUAUCUAAAAACUUAUUAUCGUCGAGGUUCUACAUUUCUAACUUCUGAACAAAUAGAAACAAUUAGAACACUCAAAGGCAAGGUAUCUAAAUAUAAAAUAAUAGGAGAUUUCAAUAUUAAUGAGCAUAGGGUUAAUGAUAUAUGGGAAAAUUGUGAACGCAAACAACAAAUGAUAUACUCUCGAUCAACUCGAGCACAAAGUACCAUUUCUUCCGAUAUAUUACCUGAAAAUUCCAACCAAAUUGGCAUUACCAUGCCGGCUUAUGCCGAAAGAGAGAUUUUACAUCUGGAAUUUACUACUUUCUCUGAUAAAGAAAUAAAAAAGAGAAGUUCCAAAUCUCGGUCUAAAUUUGCUCACAUAUCUGAUCUAAUAUCUAGCAGUAGCUCAAUAUUAGUUAAUAAUAAAAACCCAACAGAAAAAAUAAGUGGGAGCUCUAGGAAUGAUGAUGUUCCUAUUGAUAUAAUUGAUCAAAUUGAACGAGAAAAUAAAAGAAAAGAUAAAAACUUAGCUAAUA